UACUCACUGUUCUGUUGGUCUUAUUUCCAGACCAUUGAACACACCUUGUUUGACAAUAAGAUGGGAGAACCAAAUACAGGGAGUUCAGGUUCAGGAGAGGUGACAACAGCCAACCGUACUCGCAAAAGAAUUCUUGAUCCUUUAGAAGUUCAUGAAGAUGAUGGGAAUGCUCGCCGGCCAGGCAUAUUCUCAGAUUGGCAAGAAACUUUAAAAAGCUUGGGAGUGCCCAUUAAAAAAGGUUUCAUUUCAAUGGAAGGAAAUCAUCCCAAACAAGGGGAAAACGAAGAUAUAGACCAAGGGCUGGCAGCUGACUUUGAUGAUUCACUGUCAGGGUUAGGUGUUGACAUUAGCACAGCUUCGUACAACAUGAGUGAAGCCUUAACUGGCUCUGCCAAACCGUCCCGCUUCUUAAGCAUGAAAUAG
This is a messenger RNA of Macrobrachium nipponense, 423 nucleotides long. RefSeq lists its product as uncharacterized. Lineage: Eukaryota; Metazoa; Arthropoda; Malacostraca; Decapoda; Palaemonidae. Bases 61 to 423 code for a protein of 120 amino acids. The record is from RefSeq and is a predicted model, not a curated record. The transcript is spliced from 3 exons.